AUGGUUCCUCUCGUAGAAAUGAGUGAGAUUGAUGGGCUACAUAUGGAUUUAAGCAGCGGGUUGGAGGAUGUUCCGGUUUUAUUUGAAGAGCUGACACGUCCGACAUUUCAGUAUUCCCCCGAUAACGUCCAGGGACCAGGAUGCACCACGGACCCCAGUGAAGUCACCCUCCCUGGAUGCUCCUGUCGGUCGCAGUCCUGCUGCAGCGAGACCUGCUCCUGCCUGCGGACUCACGGCCGGGCGUACGACGACUCCGGCCGGCUGCCGGACCUCAGCAGGACUGGGGGCGCCUGCUCCCGCCCCGUGUUUGAGUGCAACGCCCUCUGCUCCUGCGGCGACUCCUGCUCUAACAGGGUGGUGCAGAAGGGGCUCCAGGCCAGGCUGGAGGUCUGCAGCACCCAGGACAGAGGCUGGGGGGUCAGGGCGCUGGAGGAAAUGCCCCUCGGGACGUUUGUGUGCGAAUACGCGGGGGAGGUAAUCGACUUUGUGGAGGCCAGACGCAGGCAGCUCUCGCAGCGGGCCGACGAAAACAACUACAUCAUCGCCGUGAGGGAGCACGCGGGCGCGGGAUCGAUCACCGAGACGUUCGUGGACCCGGCCCGGGUGGGAAACGUGGGCCGCUUCCUCAACCACUCCUGCCUGCCCAACCUGCUCAUGCUGCCUGUGCGCGUGCAUUCCGUUAUCCCUCGACUGGCGCUGUUCGCAGCGCGGGACAUCGGCGCUCACGAGGAGCUGACGUUCGACUACUCAGGAGGUUACAGCAACCAGCGUCCCGCUGAGCGGCUCUGUACGGAGAGAGACUCGCCAGCAUGGGGCAGCAGGACUGAUGGACCCCAGAGGAAAGCCUGCCACUGCCACGCUAGCAACUGCGCGGGGUUUCUUCCACUGGAUUUAUCUGUUCUGAACUGAGCAAGUGCCUUAUCAUUUGUAUCUGAAUGCCGGUAAACAAUGUGUUUAUCAGUCUGCCUCUCCGGCUCAUGCCUAUUUAACUAUCUGUGCUAUUUUGGGCCUGUGUGAAAUAUUCAGCCGCUCAUUAGAGCAAGACAAUGCAACACGUUGGUGGCUUCACCAACACAAUCAGCUGUGUGAGUCAUGUCUGCCCUCAUCACAGCUUCCUGUUUGCCCCCCCUCAGUGUUUCCCGACCUGCCGCUGUCCCCGAUGCGCUCUCCCACUCAGUCUAAGAUGAUGCAAUGGAAACAAGAAAAACAAGUCCAAGUUCCCUCUAGGAUUAAAGUUGUGAACAUAUGUGUUAUUUUUACUGGUUUAACGUCCGCUCUCAUCUGUCAGGGGGGGGCGACUCCCUCUGGUUUCACUGAUCCUGGCACUCUGGGUCACAUCCUUCACACUACACAUGAUCUGUGAUGUGUGAUUGGUUGGUUAAUUUUAACCGUGUUAAGAAAGAAUUCAAGUUCAUGCCCUUCAUGUGGCAGAAAUGAAAGUAAAAGUAGUAGCUGUCAUAUGUUUCCAUCAGCUUCACACUUCUUUGUUGACGUCACGAGACGAACCCCCAAAUAGAUCUCCUCGGCUUCCCAUCGCACGCUGUUCCCCGGGGAAACGGGACCAAUUAAAAAGGGCCGCAGGGUAUAGUUUAUAUAGAAACAGACUUCAUUCCCCUGUCAGAGGAGGAGCCAAGGCGUCCCACUUCAGCGUAACCAUUCUCAAAUCAGGACCUUCUCCUCUCAAUCUGCCCCGGUUCCAGUCUAGACCUGCUUUCAUCUUAUUAAUAUCCACAUCUGGGUUAAUUAGGAUGGAGACCAUGUUUCAUGUAGAAAUGGGACCAGAUCUCCAGCCACACUGGGGGGGGGGCCUGACGGAGACGGACUGAUGGCGGAGGGCGGGGGAGACGGAAGCCUUCUGCUGCCCAGUUGAUUGCUUUUUGUGUCACUCAGUGGAGAGGAGAGUGCUCCAUCGACCCACAUAUUCUCCUCUGUGAGGGUUACCUGAGACUGAUGCUGGUCAAAGUGGGCUCCUCUUCCAGUCUGAUCUGAUCCACUUUCACCGAAUCAAAAGUUUGUGUUGGUGAAUGCAGCAGUUUUCGUGAAUCUAUGUGUCUGAAUGGGUGAAUAUGACUGUGAAGAAACUCUCACAGUACAGGUGAACUCAAUCAUAGAGAUCAAGGAUCAAAUCAGGAAGGUAUGCCCAUCCUCCCCCCGCAAAAAGGCCGUCAUUUCAUUCAGCUGUGUCUUCAUACAACAGAUUUUCUAGGAGAAAAAAUACUCUGCGCACUGUAAAGAGAAACGCUUGACAGCUAUAGGGAAUAGCUGUGAGAGGACGCUCGCGCUGAAGAUGACCUUGGAAUAAAGUAGGACAUAUAGAAAGUUAUUCAUCAGGGUUUGACAGGCUCAAUGAUGU
Messenger RNA from Salarias fasciatus (jewelled blenny), 2353 nucleotides. Its product is annotated as histone-lysine N-methyltransferase SETMAR-like. Bases 1 to 909 code for a protein of 302 amino acids. Gene Ontology annotation, cellular component: nucleus. Gene Ontology annotation, molecular function: zinc ion binding; histone methyltransferase activity; protein binding. NCBI's taxonomy places the organism in Eukaryota, Metazoa, Chordata, Actinopteri, Blenniiformes, Blenniidae. The record is from RefSeq and is a predicted model, not a curated record. The transcript has 2 exons.